This is a messenger RNA of Lodderomyces theae, 999 nucleotides long. RefSeq names its product Gal102p (gene GAL102). Lineage: Eukaryota; Fungi; Ascomycota; Pichiomycetes; Serinales; Debaryomycetaceae. The transcript has a single exon. The coding region runs from base 1 to 999 and encodes 332 amino acids. Gene Ontology annotation, molecular function: dTDP-glucose 4,6-dehydratase activity. The record is from RefSeq and is a predicted model, not a curated record.
AUGCCUCAUACAAAGAUGACAAACUAUACAAAAUGCAUUUUGGUCUCAGGAGGUGCUGGUUUCAUAGGAAGAAACUUCCUUUCCCAUUUUGUCGAGAAAUACCCAAGUUACUACUUUAUAUGUGUCGAUGUUUUGAACUAUGCUAGCAACUAUGACACUCUAUCACGAUUAAAGGACCACGACAACUACAAGUUUAUCAAAAUGGAUUUGAGUGAGGAACUAGAUCAGCUACUUCGAAUAGCUAAAGACGACAAGGUAACUGCCAUUAUCAACUUUGCCGCUGAGUCAUCUGUGGAUAAAUCCUUUGAGUCGCCCAUUUUCUUCACCAAGAAUAAUGUUUUGGCAACGCAGAACCUACUUGAGUGUGCUAGGCUUCUUGAAAUACCUAAUAUCAUACACAUUUCCACCGAUGAAGUGUAUGGCGAUGAGAUUAAAAAUGCCACAGAAAAGUCUCCUUUGAAUCCAACCAACCCAUACUCUGCAACCAAAGCAGCAAUUGACUUGAUCAUCAAUGCCUACAUAAAAUCAUAUAAAAUACCAGUCACCAUCUUGCGACCAAACAAUAUUUAUGGGCCAGGUCAGCACUCUGAAAAGCUCAUCCCGUCAGUGAUUGCGCGGGGGAAGAAGAACCAACCAGUUCCAAUUCACGGCGAUGGCACAAACGCAAGAAGGUACCUUUACAUUAGUGACUUUUUGGACGCGAUAGAUAUCAUAUGGCACAACAGUGACUACACAGGACAAAUUUUCAACAUUGGAGGUGAGGAAGGCCCAAUAGAUAACAAUUCGCUAGUCAGGCUAGUGAACGAAGUUUUUGGGUACGCCGUUGAAAUUGAGUACGUGAGAGACCGAAAUUAUAACGACUUGGACUACUCAAUGGACACUCUGAAAUUGCGCAAGACUGGUUGGAGACAAAGAGUUCCUCUACGCCAGGGGUUGGAAGCUAUGAAGCAUUGUGAAGGCAAUAAUACUGUAGUAUACAUCAAGGACAAUACUAAUUGA